GGAGCCAUCACUAAUGAGUGCUCUGGUAGGAAGCAUGAUUUAUAGAGAAGCUAACAUGUUCUGAAAAAGAGGAAAAUAAACACAGACAGCAAACCACUAUCUUUGAGCCACUUGGCCUUUAAGUAUGACGAGAUCCAGACCUUUUAGUUUCACUUCAGUGAUCUCCAAAACAGGAAGCUUGUGUUUGCCACUAUUCCAGUUGGUGCUCUCGGACCCACUGUGUGAAGAAAAUGAAAUGUGUAUAAACUAUAAAGAUCAAUACCCAAAUGACUGGUAUAUCUGGUUCUUGCUUCUAAUUUUCCUGGUGGCUCUGCUCUGCGGAGCAGUGCUCUUCUGCCUUCAGUGCUGGCUGAGGAGAUGCCAACUUGCUGCCUCAAGACGCACCAUGGCUGUUUUUGCUGUUGGAGACUUGGACUCUGUUUAUGGGGCAGAAGCAGCUGUGAAUCCAACUGCUGGAAUCCACCUUCAAACGCAGAUCCCCACACUGCACCCUGCUGCGUGUUUCAACACUUUAGGACCCCCUCCUCCAUACGAAGAAAUUCUGAAAUCAAGCCAGUUUUAGAUCUGGAUCGCCAAUUGAAAACAUGAGAGAUGUUUUCAGUCCAAAACAUCAAAUUUAGGAACAGUUUUUUUAUUGAGUGGGAAUUUCCAGAGAUCUAUUAACAUAACCUGAGAAAGGACAAAUAGAAAAAGAAUGAAUGUAGGGAAAGAAUUUUGGUCAGGAAGAUGUUUCAGUAGUAAGUUAGUGGAUUCAAUGUAUCACAGCUGUGGUAUACUUUUUUGCUAUGUAACUAAAUCAAUGUUUCUUCAUUAAUACUCAGUAAUUAAUGCUCAGAGUGGCCUCAAGUAAAUUUAGGAUUCCAUUCUAGUACAUAUGACAGCUUUGUAUGCCUCAGUAUCUCUGUUUUAAUCUGACCUUGCUCCUAAUAUAGAGUUGAUAACAAUUACCAUAAUUUAAUUAUGACUCAAGCAGAAAUUCAGACAUGUGUAGAGCCAGAAUCAGAAAGAGAAAAACAAAAAGUUGGAUUAAUUCCUCAAAAAUGUUCAAGCUAUAAAUAAUGCAAAUAAUUAGUACUGAGUUUUAAAACGGGUGCUAUUCAUAUUGACAAGCUAGGCAGAGGGGGGAGUGUGUGUGAAGGAAGACAGUAGACUAGAAUAAGAAAGGUGAAUUCUAAUUUCAGAUUAUGUGCAGUCAGUAAAUAAUAUCUAAAUUUUUUAAAAAAUCAAAAAAUAAUGGUGAAGUACUGCUUUUGGAAAUUAGGUCACAAAUACCUGAAGCAAAACACUCAAGAAUUGAAAAUAAUUGCCUUGCCUGGGCCAGGAGGCUCAGUUGAUCGGUGUGUCGUGCGGUGCACCAAAAGCUUGAAAAUUCAAUCUCAGGUUGGGGCACAGGCCUAGGUUGUGGGUUUGAUCCCCCAUCAGGGU
Phyllostomus discolor (pale spear-nosed bat) is the source of this 1425-nucleotide messenger RNA. It is a transcript of the gene TMEM207, whose product is annotated as transmembrane protein 207. The record is from RefSeq and is a predicted model, not a curated record. The coding region runs from base 125 to 562 and encodes 145 amino acids. NCBI's taxonomy places the organism in Eukaryota, Metazoa, Chordata, Mammalia, Chiroptera, Phyllostomidae. The transcript is spliced from 5 exons.